Molecule: messenger RNA, 2142 nt
Organism: Penicillium argentinense
Lineage: Eukaryota; Fungi; Ascomycota; Eurotiomycetes; Eurotiales; Aspergillaceae
Gene: nop9
Product: RNA-binding RNA processing protein NOP9
Exons: 1
Coding region: 1-2142 (713 amino acids)
Biological process (GO): ribosomal small subunit export from nucleus; endonucleolytic cleavage in ITS1 to separate SSU-rRNA from 5.8S rRNA and LSU-rRNA from tricistronic rRNA transcript (SSU-rRNA, 5.8S rRNA, LSU-rRNA); endonucleolytic cleavage in 5'-ETS of tricistronic rRNA transcript (SSU-rRNA, 5.8S rRNA, LSU-rRNA)
Cellular component (GO): nucleolus; preribosome, small subunit precursor; 90S preribosome
Molecular function (GO): RNA binding
Source: RefSeq, a predicted model, not a curated record
AUGCCUCGUGAGAACCAGAAGAGAGGCCGCCGGGCCGAGAAGAAAGCGCAGAAGGAAGAUUCAAAGCGCAAACAUGAUGCGGCCUUCGAAGCUCCCUCCGCGAAGCGCAUCAAGCCGUCCUCCGACGACGCCGACGCCGACGGCACCGCGGACCAGACCUACGACGAUCCCUACACCGAGAACGCCGACUACAUUCCUCUUGAACCUGAGGACCAACAAGAGUAUGCAGGAAAUGAUGAAUCAGGGGAUAUGCCAUUCUACGGUCUGCUUGACGCCGACGAGUCAGAGUAUUUCUCGCGCGCCAACGAAAUGCUGGAAGCGAACCAAUUUGCCGAUGCUGAGGAGAAGAACCUGUUCGUUGAAAGUGUAUACCAAGAAGCCAAUGGGAAGGAGUUGAAGAUUGCCUGUAGCCAGGGCUGUUCAAGGCUCAUGGAAAAGCUGAUCUCUAUGUCGGACAUUCCCCAGAUCCGACGUAUUUUCAGCAAGUUUAUCGGCCACUUCCUUCAUCUUGUGCAACACCGCUUUGCCAGUCACUGCUGCGAGACCCUCUUCAUCAACGCAGCUCCCGCGGUCAUGGCGAAGACGCCAAAGUCUCAAAAUAAGCAAUCGAGCGAGGACGACGGAGACGCCGAGCCAGAGCAGUCACUUGCCGAAAUGUUCAUGACUGUCAUUGAGGAGCUAGAGGGAAACUGGGGAUAUCUUUUGACCGAACGAUUUGCGUCGCAUACCAUUCGUGUACUUCUGCUGGUUCUCGCCGGUGAGCCGGUCGAUGUCGUUUCGAGUGAUUCGAUUGUUGCCAGCCGGAAGAAGGAAAGGUUGGGUCUUACCGAUGCUGAUAAGGAGGAGAAAGCAUCCAAACAGAAGCGGAGCGUUCCCGAGUCAUUUGCUCCUGCACUGAAAAAGAUCAUGACUGAUAUGGUCUCUGGUUUGGACAACACCUACUUGAGAGCACUGGCGUCUCAUCCCAUUGGAAACCCUGUUCUCCAGGUCAUGUUGUUCCUGGAACUUUCCCACUUCGGGAAGUCCAGCGCCAAAGACUCCAAAUCCAUUUUGCGACGACUUGUCCCUGACGAAUCCUUUGAAGAAGGCACUGAAAGCGCAACCUUCAUCCGUGGCCUUCUUUACGACCCUGUCGGCUCACGCUUGGUUGAGACCAUGGUGCGCUACAUGCCAGGCAAGGUGUUCAAGAACCUCUACAAAAACAACAUCCGCGGUCGCAUUGGAUCGCUUUCCCGAAACACCACCGCCGGCUACGUUGUUCUGCGAACCCUGGAGAGACUUGGAAAGGACGAUCUGCAGAACGCGAUGGAACUGAUCAUUCCUGAAGUGCCGGGUCUGAUUGAGCGCGGACGUCUGAUCGUGCCUCGGGUUUUAAUUGAGCGGUGCGUGAUUCGCAAUGUCGACACCAAACCGUUUGCCAAGGCUCUCAAGGAGGCCUAUGACCAGGAUCCCUCGAUCCGACUUCGACAAAUGCUCCGACUUGACGGGACAACUGAUGGUCCUCAGCAGGACGCUGAAGAUGAAGUAAUGGAGGGCGCAGACGAUGGAGAGAAGAGGGAUGGAGGGAAAAAGGCGUCCUCUGGCUUCUCUGCAGAGAGACUCCAUGGCUCUCUCUUGGCACAGACGAUACUGACAGUUUCCGGGCCGCUCAGCGAGCUCGUCUACUCCAGCUUGCUUGCUCAGUCUUCCGACUUCAUCAUCCAACUCGCCAAAGAACCCACCUCCUCCCGCGUCCUCCAACAAGCCUUGACUCUUCCCACAUCCACCGGCCAGUUCCGCCGACAGUUCACUAUUCGCUUCCAGGGUCACAUCGUGGAACUUGCGCUCGAUAGCAGCGGGUCUCACGUGGUGGAUGCGCUUUGGUCGGCCACCAAGGACAUCUUUUUCGUCAAGGAGCGGCUGGCCCAGGAGCUUGCGCAAAGUGAAAUGACCUUGCGCGAUUCCUUCCUGGGUCGUGCCGUGUGGCGCAACUGGUCCAUGGACCUAUACAAACGCCGACGGGGCGAAUGGAAAGACCGGGCGAAGGGCAUUGAACGCCAGCCCGAAGAUAGUGAAGGCGCUGCCCGACCUAAAUCGAAGAUCGAGCUGGCACGGGAACGCUUUGCGGCCAAGCAGGCCGAGGCUGCGCCUGCGAGUCAAUGA